Molecule: messenger RNA, 5947 nt
Organism: Stylophora pistillata
Lineage: Eukaryota; Metazoa; Cnidaria; Anthozoa; Scleractinia; Pocilloporidae
Product: cytoplasmic polyadenylation element-binding protein 2
Biological process (GO): negative regulation of cytoplasmic translation
Cellular component (GO): synapse; neuron projection; cytoplasm
Molecular function (GO): translation factor activity, RNA binding; mRNA 3'-UTR binding; ribosome binding
Source: RefSeq, a predicted model, not a curated record
UUUAAAAGCGCCAGUCGCAUUCAAUAUUCUUUCAUAAGGGCAGAAAAUCGUAUUUUCCUCCUAGGAUCAAAUCAAACACCACCGUUGUCGAAAACACAUUAGAAAUGCGCGUCCGAUCGUCGAAUCUGAUUUCAUAUGAUCAUUAUUAAUUUUCCCAUAAGCAGGUAGAACCACGUGAUACUGACCGCGGAACCAUUCAUCUGACUCAGAUCUUGUUCAACUUGACAGAAAAAGGAACGACGUGGCGCGGUGAACACAAUAGCACCUGCUGUAUACGUAAUCCACUAAGGCACUAUUUCGCCUUCGCUUCUACAAUUCUGGGAUAUGGCCGAUUUUGGCCACACAACAAGAUCACUUUCACCAGUCGACUACAAUCACAGCGACUCGCGAGCGGCGUCGCUUUUUUUCCCUGGAAAUCUAAAGGAGGAACAUUCGGACAACAAAAACAUUAAAAACGGUUCCUGCGAAGACUGUUUAGACGACUCGCCAAAAUCUAAGGUAAUUUCAACUCAGGGAAAUACACCUUUGGAACAAACAAAACAACUUAAUUUCACGAGAGAUUCAGAGAACUCCAUGUUUCACGAUUUUGCAACAUCGACCACGUUUUGGUCGCCAGCCACUGUAGAGGAUGUAUUUGUACCCGGCGCAAUUCCACAGCCAGUAAACGGCAUUCAUUUACCCUCCAACACUCCUGUUAUAACCCAGCCACGAAGAGUAAAUGGACCGACGAAUAUGACCACAACAAUGAACCAUCAGCCAAGAAGACCGAUUCCUCACAACUCAGCGUUUAUAACGCAAAACAAAUCAAUGCCAACUGUAACAAGUUUAGGGGGAUGGAAUCAACAGACUCCGCCGUCCAUUUCAGGCUGGCCUUCACAACAACAAAACUCGUGGGGAAGUCGGCCUUCAAACCAUACACUGAAUGCCAUAAAUUUCCCUCAUGGAAGAAAUUCUAGGCCAUCUUCGUUAACACUUCCAAGCUCUUCUCGAAUGCGAAAUCAUCAUCGUCUGAACCCUACAUUUCCUCCUGUUUCAAGAUCGACUAUCUCAACGCAGAGCAUAACGCAGGGAUUACAAAGUUUGAGUCUGAAUCGGCAACCCGUGGACGGUACAAUUUUGGAUGAUAUCCCUAGCCUUGGAAAUUCACAUGGCCAAAACAACGAGCUUUCAAACUCCCUUUACUCCUAUCAGGAUUCAAUGAAAUUUCCGUCUUUGGAGACACGUUUACUCGAUAUAAUUCGUUCUCCUUCGGAUCCUCCAGAUAACUUAAGCGCUUUCAAAUAUCAUCUGCAAAAGAGAGGAACUUCCCACGCAGGAGAUCAAAUUGUACCAUCAAUAUGGUCUCUUAAUUGUUCUCCAACAUCGGAUUUGCCAGAUCAUAUUGAGCGUUACUCGAGGAAAGUAUUUGUUGGAGGACUACCUCCAGAUAUUGAUGAAGAUGAGAUUCAUGCCAGUUUCUGUCGGUUUGGCAGUUUGACUGUAGAUUGGCCUCACAAAGCAGAAAGCAAGUCAUAUUUUCCUCCCAAAGGUUAUGCAUUUCUGCUGUACCUUGAGGAGCAAUCGGUGCAGAAGCUAAUCGACGCCUGCUUUCAGCAAGAUGACAAACUCUACCUGUGCGUGUCCAGUCCUACUAUAAAGGACAAACCUGUUCAGAUAAGACCUUGGAAUCUGAAUGACUCAGAUUUUGUCAUGGAUGGUUCACACCCUCUCGAUCCAAGAAAAACAAUUUUUGUCGGUGGAGUACCUCGCCCACUGAGAGCAAUAGAGCUGGCCAUGAUAAUGGAUCGGCUGUAUGGAGGAGUCUGUUACGCUGGGAUAGAUGUAGAUCCUGAACUGAAAUAUCCCAAGGGUGCUGGUCGAGUGGCCUUCUCCAAUCAACAAAGUUACAUAGCCGCCAUAAGUGCCAGAUUUGUGCAGCUACAACAUGGCGACAUCGAUAAGAGAGUUGAAGUCAAGCCGUACGUUUUGGAUGAUCAGUUAUGUGACGAGUGUCACGGCGCCCGGUGCGCGGGGAAAUUUGCACCUUUUUUUUGCGCAAAUGUCACGUGUCUCCAGUACUAUUGCGAACAGUGCUGGGCAAUCAUACACUCCAGGCAAGGGCGAGAAUUUCACAAGCCUCUGGUAAAGGAAGGUGCUGACCGGCCAAGAACAGUUCCAUUUAGGUGGUAAAGAAAAUCAGUUAAUUCAAGUUAUUUUCAAUCGAUUUCAAGUUGAUAAGAAUUCCCUAAUCUGGGCUAAUGCCAUCUCGAAUUGGAUAAACAGUUCUGCUUAGUCAAAUUGACGUACUUAUUAUUAACCUUAGGAAUGCUGUUUCUUUUCUUUCUUUCUUAUUUCUUCACCUCUGAUGUAAAUGGUAUUUAGAGUUGAUUGGGGGAGAGGAAAGUAGUUGAUAGAACUGACAUGAUUGAUCAGGGUUAGUUAACCAAGGUUGUUGUGUAAGAAGGAAGCAUUUUGUCAAGUAGAAAUUCACUCCACCACGCCGAGUGGACUCACAAUUAUGUGUUGAAAUAUUCACCAUUCAACUCUAAUUUGACAGUGAAAAAUUUUUCGAGAAUAUUUGAGGAGGUGCGAGAGGAUUACUUUUCCAUCUUCGUGUAUAAUCAUUUUUGUCGAUUACUAAAUUUUAAUUUUUUAAUCGAAGAAAGAAUUGCUUACUUUGAACGAGUAGAGUUAUUUAUCUAACGAAUUACAAAUGCACGAAAUGAAAAGAAUAUGGCGAAUAGAAUUGUAAAUACUGGCUGAAACACAAAAUUUAAUUUCAGCAAAGAAAGAUAUGUUAUAAACUUACGCAAAGAUUAUGUCUGUAAAUGGUGCGGAAAAAAAUGUUUUUUUUCUGGAGUUUAAUUUUGUAGAAUGUUUAGUAAUAACUCAUAGGGAGGAUUACCAUUGUUGAGAUGGUUUUAAAUAUGGGCUGGAUUACCGCUUAAAACUAACAAACAAGCAAAACAAUUCUUUCUUAGUCAAAUGAAGAAGGGGGGAGGGGUGCAGUAUGCAGAUUUUCCACUAAGCCAGAGUACAAAACCAACAUAUCAUGACUAUCAGAUUGAAAUGAAUUAGAUGUAUUGUAUAUUUUUUGUUUCCGUUAUUUAAAAACAACACAUAUUGUGAUAAGUAAUAAUGAUUGGUUUUUUAAACCGUACCAUCGAUGUUGGGUAAUGAGUUCCACAGUGAUGUAUUGAAACGGAGAAAUCAUUCUACUUUGUUUAGAAAGGAUAAAGCUAUUAUCUUUUAUCUUUUGUUCAAAAGGGCAGAACUUUUUUAAUAGAUUUUAUAUUUACUUCAAAUAAUAUAUGAAAUGAGUUUAAUUUUUGGAAAAAUUUAGUUUUAGAAGAUGAUAAAAUCAGUUUGAAAAAUAUCAAUUCAUACAAUUUACGGGCUGCUUGUUCGCGUGGCAGAAAGUGAAAUCAUGUGCUCCUGGGAAAAAAAAUACCGUUCUAAUUAGGCUUCUUUAAAGCGUAUCAAAACUUUUGCAGUUUGUACCAUUUGUACCAGUUACGCCUGAGACCUGAUCACCCAUGCUAUGUCAAAGUCAUUUCACAUGCAUAACAUGCUCAUAAACUUUAGAUGUCACAUUCGUUACAAUUUUGUUUUGUACAAAACAGAUUAUUUACUCUGGAUUUUUAAAGGUUCUAUACGCGUACUUCUUCAAAAUUUGCCCGAGAAGACUUUUUACACUUGAAAUUUCGUAGGAAGGGAAUCAGUGAUGACGUCACGAUCAAGUACAAUAAAUAACUCUCACAAUGAUUUGCUAUUCAAGUAUUUUUGAGAUUGUCUAUCCUUUUGUAAUUUUAGUAGGAUUUCACUAGUGUGCACGAUUGCCUUUUCGGUGAUUCGGAAACUAUCUGCCACGCAAACAUCAUCUCUGAAUUUAAUAAGUUACACCUUUUCACUUAUUUUAGCUCGUACAAAUGUAUAAUUAUAAUAUUUUUUGCUUUAUUUGUGCAUUUUAUUGGCUCUCAGAGUGUUUCGUAACUUAUUGGAGCCUGUGUGGGCAUCAUCUUUACGAGAAAAAGUGCCGGCUAAGGGAUGCCUUUCAAAAAAGGUAACAAUAAAUGAAAUGGUAGCGCUAUAGCUAGAUCUUACAAGAAAAGUAAUAUCCCAAUGUUUUUGGACUGAUCCUGAAGAGUAUCACUUACUAAUCGUGCUGCACUUUUACAGUUUGAAUUAUUAAAUGAUACUACAUACGAAUCAAGACUUACUAGAUUGCUUUCCCCAAAGUAUUCCAAACCUAAUAUCGAAUAAGUGCAAAUGAGAUGUUUGGAGGCAGUUUCUUUCGAGCUAACUAUCAUUAUUUCCACCAUGCAAGGGAUGUAUGGAGUAUUUAUAAAUUAGUUCACUAUGAAAAUGCUAUUUUAUUUCUACUCAAGAAACAGGUAACUAACUGUUACAAAGAACAAGUUUAAGAUAUUAUUCUUCCUUUUUUUUUAUUGUUUAAUUUGUUUCGUCGGUCAUGUCUAAGCCACUCUCCCACAGAAAACACACGAUCUGAGCGAGCGUUAUUAUCCAUACACCCAGGAUAAAACUUUACUGCAUUAAUUUUUAUGAACGGUAAAAACUAGCAAAAAAUAACAGUGAUUUACUAUGCCAGGUUUGCGGGCGAGUUGCUGGACUUUCCAAAAUGAUUCAGCACAAAAGCUCCUCUAUAACAAGCUUUUCGCAAACGUUGUGGCUGAGGAAAAGCAAUUAAAAGAAUUACCCAAAGGUGUUAUAUGCUUAAACUAACUAUCCUUAAAAUCAUCAUAGAAUACGCAACAAAUUUAAUAUUUUCUUGCUAUAUUAUGUGGUUGCACUCUUCCAAAUUAAUACUUGCAGACAUAUUUCUUGGUGUUAGAUGCAGACAUUCCAAUUUUAAUUUACAACGUUUUUCUAAAACGUUUAUGCAUCUGGAUAAAACCAUGAAAUAAUUAAAAAAAAGUUUUCUCAUCAUCAGAUUGAAACUUACUGGCAGCGAAGCAACUAUUGUGUCAUAAUGAAGGGAAAUAAGAUUGUGAAAAUACAAACGUAAAGUAGUUAGAAAAGGUAGAUGGUCGAAGAACAAUAAAACGUAUCUUAAUUUCUAACAAAGUUGAUAAGAGGGGAAAAUCCUGUUCUUUUUGUAGCCCAGUUAAUAAGAGUAGAAUAUGCAGACUUUUAACGAGCAAAGCUUGGUAGGUAAACGAAACAAAAAUAGUUGACAAUAAAAAUAGGUUUUUAAAAACUAAUUUUCAAAAAGAAAACGAGUAUUCUGUUAAGAAAAGAAUUCUUUAUUUUCAUAUGGUUUGCCAGUUUUCAUUGACCUGUUAUGUUUUACCCGAGGUUUAGAUUAGAGUGACGGAUUCUUCCAAACGGGAAAGAAAACGAUUCUUUGGAAAAAGGCUAGAGGGUUUUUUUUUUCCAUUUUUUACAACUAUUUUCUUAGUUUCAGUACAAAUAAGUUCAGCUGAUUUUGUUUUUAAAUUUUGCAUAUUUUACUAGCAUUUGGAAGUAACUGUUUUAUGUACCACGAAAUAGAAACAAUACGACACAAAAUGCCAUUAACAUUAUUUAUCACAAGACAUAAUGUUAAAAACCUCAUAUAAUGCAUGCUGGUUUUAUAACUGAUGCUAUUUUCAAAAAGUAUUUUGACCUCUGCAUUAUAGAUCUUACAGGUUAAUGAUAAUUAUUUUAAGAUCUCUUUAAUUUUGUAUUCAAACAUUUGUAGUAUGUAUUUAAGAAUUCUAUGUUCCAGGUAUCUGUAAAUUCAUAAUUCUGCAACCAUGGCAUAAAGUAAAUUUUUGUAACUGAAUAUUUUGGUUAUAUAUGGUUAAUAGUGGAAAAGAGAAAUGAUCUUGAUAAUUGGAGGUAGGCUGGAAUUUCCCCAGUAGCUACAUGUUUUUUAGUAUUAAGGGCAUUUACGUGUUGCAACUUAUGUAACACCGUUUGCUUCAUCCAUUAAAGUUCAAAUAAAGUUUCUCUUCUUUGUGUUUAA